AUGUCGCUCCUUUUGAACGAAGACUUCGCCACCUACACCCUUCGUCACUCCUACUUGACACACAUUCACGAUGGUGUCGGCGAACGCUUGAUCAACCUCAAUCCCGCCGUCUUCAACAACCCCGCCUUCCGUGCCGCGGGCUGGACCCCCGAUCCCGCCGCGAUCAAACGAUGUUACAGUCCGCCCAUCCCCACUACUUCUGCUGCAACGAGUGGGCUUGCAGAGCAAUACUUUCGAGCCCCGCGUAGCCGACUCAAUCUCCGAGAUACUGGCGGCGACGGCGAAGAUGCGGACGGUGAUGUCGGCGGUGGACUGAUUACAGGCGACCGGGGAAGCGAGGAUACGGUGGGGGCGGUGGAUUUGAGAGUCAAUGAGAGAAAGCGACGACGUUCAAGAAAAGAGCAGCUGGAGGAAGAGGACAGCAGUGACCUGAGCGACGAAGACUCGGAUUCCGAAAAGGAGCGCACCGCUGCGCAAAGCAUCAAAUUCGCAAAGGCGCCUGUGAGGAGGACUGCUACGAAAAGUCCAUCCCAUUCGUAUGGCAAUGAUCCGAUGCUGGGAGGGGAGGAGGACGAGGGAGACGAUAACCAAGGCCCGGAGGUCAUGGUGACCAGCCCGAGCAAACCUCUGGACAAUUCUCGCCUCUCCUUUCGCCCUCGGGGAAGUAGUCUAUCUGCUCGAGUGGACUUUGUAAAGCAGCGCGCGAGGGCCGAUACCGUCACCUCAUCAGAAAUGAGCUCGGAGAAUGAAGUAGAUCCCGCUCGUGGCGCUUUCAACCGCAAACUACCAGGCCGUCCGGAUCAGAAACCGAAAAAGACCGUCAUGCUCGCAGAACGGAUCCAGGAAGAGGAUCAUAAAGACCUCGAGCGAACCGCCUCCGCCGACGCAAUAGGUGACAGCGACCUGGAAGACGAGUACCUCGACGAAGCAUCCGACCUCAGUGACGAAUUCGAAGCCGUCGCUGAGGCGACCUCCCCAGGAGAAGGCCUAUUGAGCGCGGGAGCCCCAGUAGGCCAGGCGAGCGAUGUCACAUCACCUGAAUUCGCUGUUGUGGCUGAUAUGCCGCCCGCCAUCGGCCCUCACCAAAAUCAAGGAAACAGUCCACGCAAAAAGGGUACAAGUAAGGAGGAGACAUUACCCAGACUGGCAAAGCUACCACCCGGAGCGACGUUGCGUAGAGCCCCGGCCGCCUCUCUUAUCUCAAUGGCUCUCAAGGGCGGCAGUGAAGGGCCAGGAACGUCAGAAGAGAAGCCAUUCCAGCGUUUCGCGGAUCUUUCUGGCAAAGGAGAGGCGAGCCCGCUGUGGAUCAAGAUCUAUGCACCAUUCUCCAAAAGUCCUUCACGCGCCAUCGAAGUUCCCACGAAGAAGACUCGAGAUGGCAAUGCCAUCACGAUAGCAGAGCUAAUCGGACUGGCGUUGUGGCGGUACAAUGAGGAAGUCUACGACCCGCCGUUGACAGCCGACCCCAAAGACAGCAAUAUCAACCGUUGGGAUCUGCGAAUUGUCGAAGACGAAGAAGUCGACUUUGACUUCCCGGCUUUGGUCCGCACGCGACCCGUCACCGAUUUUACCAGUAACAACAAUCGUCCUCCGCAGCGACGAGCCAGGGACAGGCCAUGGGAUGAGUUUGGCCUUGUGCGAGCAACAGAGGAGCAGUUUAAGGCCAAUGAAGAGGUGACUCCGCAGAUCGGCGCCCCGAGCAUACCACUGCCCCAGGCUGUGAGCAAUCUGUCCAAAACGGCACCAAGACCUUCACCGGCGGUACGGACGAACACCGAUACAUCCGUGCGAUCGGCCGUCACCCCUUCCUUCAGCGUCCCACACAAUCCAAUUACUGGCCCGACUUUCGCCCCUUCGGCGCUCAGGAGAGACACGGGAAAUGUAGCACUCGAUGCUCCUCAACGCGAAAUCGUGCAAUCGACCCCAAGGACGGGAGCGGCGAAGACUGUGACCGUCCACUUCACGGAUCCUCAAUCCUUCACGUCGACCAAAGUGACCAUUCCAACCACCGCCGACACCUACAUUGCCGAGAUCUUCGACCACGCUUGUCAAAAGCUAGGUCAGGAAAAGGGCUUGUACGUCCUCAAGGUCCACGGAACACAGACCAUCGCGCCACUGGACAGGACUGUGGAAGCGCUGGGCGAUCGCCUCCACAUCGACCUCGUGCGUCGCCGCUUCAUCGGCGCGGGCGAUGGCCCCUUCGGACUCGGCCUCAGCGGCAGUCCCGGCUCCAGCUCACCGAACCAGCCCUUGGAACUAGUUGCGCCAGGUACACCCGGUGGAUCAGGCGGCAAGAAGCCACGGAAAGGCUUCACCGUUACCUCCCACCCAACACUAGCCUCGUCGAACCUCAACCUCGUCGGGCUCGGCCUCGCCCUCCCGCCAGAACUCGGCGGCAUCGGCGGGAAGAAGUACAACGUGCUACGCAAGCAACCGCUCUCCUUCGCCCCAUCGCACCCUCGCACCCUAAUCAUCACGCCGGAGUACAUGCAAAUCUUGCCCGCGGCGCCAGACAGCCUGGUCGCGCCGACGGGCAAAGUGACGAAUGUGCCGAUGAGCUCGGUGGUGGGCGUCAAGGUGAGCCGGAAGCACCCCAAGAUGGUGCGGGUACUGGUGUAUCGCGAGAAGGAGACGAAGCGGUAUGAUUUCGAGGCUGGGAGUAGGGAUGAGGCGAAUGCGAUUGUUACGGACGUGAGGCGCGCGGUGGAA
Molecule: messenger RNA, 2709 nt
Organism: Neohortaea acidophila
Lineage: Eukaryota; Fungi; Ascomycota; Dothideomycetes; Mycosphaerellales; Teratosphaeriaceae
Product: stress-activated map kinase interacting protein 1-domain-containing protein
Exons: 1
Biological process (GO): TORC2 signaling
Cellular component (GO): cytoplasm; plasma membrane; TORC2 complex
Molecular function (GO): phosphatidylinositol-4,5-bisphosphate binding
Source: RefSeq, a predicted model, not a curated record